GCAGCGACAUGGCCGGCCAUCAGACUGGGACGCUCGCGGAGACGGUGCUGGCGGGCGGCGGGGUUCCCACGUGCCGCAUCUGCCACCGCGUCCUCGACAGCCCCGACGAUCCCCUGGUGGAGCCCUGCGCCUGCAGGGGUCCAGACGCCUUCGUGCACAAGAGCUGCCUCGAGCGAUGGCUGCGCGACCGGGACACGCUGGAAUGCGACGUCUGCCACAAGCCCUUCAUGGUGCGCCUCAAGAAUGCGCCGUUGCUCGACUUCUUCAAGGACCCCGACCAUAAGGUGGAUAUAGCGCGCAUGGUGGUGGACGCCGUGUCGGCUGCGGGCGACGCCCUCGUGCUCUCGUUCGCCUGGAUCUACGCCAGUGGCAUCCUCGGCGCCACCGGAUGGACCCUCUACCUCCUCAUCCUCUUCGUAAUGUUGUUCCAGACGGCGUUCUGGAGCGUUGUGGAAGUGAUACGAGCGAUAACGUGCUACGAGCCUGUGCGCGUGUGGAGGAAGCGUACAGCCUCCGUGGAGCUGCUGCAUGAUGGGCGCGACGCACCCGGUGGCGACGCCCGCUUCCAGAACACGGCAGCCUCGGAGAAGAAAGUGUCCCUGGUCAGUCCCGCCGCCAGUCCGUUCAUCACCUCGUCGACCGUGCCGCUAAGUGGAAGACUGUCUAGAAGAGACAGCUCGGCCGAGCUCCGUUCGGGACGUGCAUCGGAUGCUUCUCUUCCAAAGGGGAAGCAACCCGGCGGCCCGCGUUAGCGCAAGAGUUCCGAGACUCCCGCCUCGUGGUCGUCAAACCCAAUGCACCAGCAGC
Messenger RNA from Rhipicephalus sanguineus (brown dog tick), 807 nucleotides. Its product is annotated as E3 ubiquitin-protein ligase MARCHF2-like. The record is from RefSeq and is a predicted model, not a curated record. Gene Ontology annotation, biological process: protein ubiquitination. Bases 9 to 752 code for a protein of 247 amino acids. NCBI's taxonomy places the organism in Eukaryota, Metazoa, Arthropoda, Arachnida, Ixodida, Ixodidae. Gene Ontology annotation, molecular function: zinc ion binding; ubiquitin-protein transferase activity. The transcript has 4 exons.